Alosa sapidissima (American shad) is the source of this 693-nucleotide messenger RNA. It is a transcript of the gene ccka, whose product is annotated as cholecystokinin a. The transcript is spliced from 3 exons. Gene Ontology annotation, cellular component: extracellular region; axon. Gene Ontology annotation, biological process: digestion. Gene Ontology annotation, molecular function: neuropeptide hormone activity. The record is from RefSeq and is a predicted model, not a curated record. Lineage: Eukaryota; Metazoa; Chordata; Actinopteri; Clupeiformes; Clupeidae. The coding region runs from base 103 to 519 and encodes 138 amino acids.
GUAUAUAACAGCCGGCCCUACUCUUCCCUCUGAAGUUUCUCUCAUUCACCCGUUCAGUGCGCUUCUUCUCCCUCUCCUCUGCUCUCUCAGCACAGACUGAAGAUGAACUGUGGCAUCUGUGUGUGUGUGCUGCUGGCUGCUCUCUCCAGCAGUGGCUGCCUGGGGCUUCCAGCCCACCCCCCACAGGACGAAGGGCACGCCCGCACAGGGGCCGUCUCCCGGGCAGCGGCGGCCGCACUCCACAAGCGGCACACCCGCUCAGCGGCGGUGCCCAGUGGAGCUCUCCUCCCCUUCACCAAAGCAGCCGUCAUGGAGGACGAGGAGGAGCAAGACCCCCGCACCAGCCUCCACCAGCUCAUCGCCACACUCAUCGCUAGGAAAGGUGCUUCCCGCAGGAACUCGGUGCUGACCAGCAGAGCCAGUGGGCCGGCAGCCAGCCACAGGAUAAAGGACCGUGACUACAUGGGCUGGAUGGACUUUGGCCGACGAAGUGCGGAAGAGUAUGAAUACUCCUCAUAAGACCGAGUGGCCCGCCACAUCCCCAUCACCCCGCACCACCUGUACAGGAAGCAGAGAUUCGUCACAUUUGCUGUCUCGGAAAUCAUUGUCUGAAAACUCUAUUUACGAUACAUUCGAUGUAAAUUUGUUUGUAUAAUGAAUAUAAUGCAAUAUAUAAAUAUCAGUACACAUACA